This is a messenger RNA of Punica granatum (pomegranate), 612 nucleotides long. The record is from RefSeq and is a predicted model, not a curated record. NCBI's taxonomy places the organism in Eukaryota, Viridiplantae, Streptophyta, Magnoliopsida, Myrtales, Lythraceae.
AUGGAGGUGGAGACCAUUUCCCUCUUCCCGUCCCCUUCCUCCGCCUCUGUCCAAGAGGACACUGCCCUCCUCAGGUGGAAAUCCUCCCUCAAAAACCAAAACCGAUCCGAUUCCUCCCUCGCGUCAUGGACCAAUGCCACAGCAGGCCCAUGCCUCUUGCUCGGGAUCCUCUGCGAUGCCGACUUAACCAUCAAAGGGGUCAACCUCACGAAUAUGAGCGUCUCUGGCACGCUCUACGAGUUCCCUUUCGAUUCCUUGCUGAACCUGACGUACAUAGACAUGUGCCUCAACAACCUCUCCGGGUCCAUCCCCCGGGAAAUCAGGCUCCUUACCAAGCUCAAGUACCUCGACCUAUCCUUCAACAUGCUUUCCGGUAAGAUCCCAGAGGAGUUUGGGAAACUGGGGGCAAUGACACGGAUGAACAUGAGCAACAACCGGCUCUCGGGCGGGAUCCCUUCGGAGAUUGGUGACCUAUCAAACCUUCUGAACCUUGACCUCUUGCGGAACAUGUGGACAUCCAUUCCCAACAGCAUCAAGAAAAUCUCGCAGCUGUACUACUUGGAUUUGAGCCACAAUCAGCUGAGACAAGAGAUCCCGCCCGCAAUCGGGUAA